Molecule: messenger RNA, 1275 nt
Organism: Botrytis byssoidea
Lineage: Eukaryota; Fungi; Ascomycota; Leotiomycetes; Helotiales; Sclerotiniaceae
Exons: 2
Coding region: 1-1275 (424 amino acids)
Source: RefSeq, a predicted model, not a curated record
AUGGCAAUAUCAUUCUUCGUUUCCUGGCAAUUGUGGGAAAAGAUGACGUUUGUUUUGGGAUGUGCUAUUGUGGCAGUUUUUUGCGCGGGAUAUAUUAAGUUAUUAUGGACAAACAGAAUAGUUGCUAGACAGGAAGUCAUUAAUGAGGAGAAGCGCAUGAAGAUCCAAGAAUUACGGCAAAGCGGACAAUUUGUCGAACCCAUGAAAGGCGUCGAAAUCCCAUUCGGAGUUCGUGCCAUUCAAAGUGGGAUUCAAGUGGAUGGAAUAUGGAUAUCCGGAACCAAUACUCCUGUGCCUAGCAUCAAACUUCAGCGCCAUUCAUCUUUUGAACUCUCUUCUCCAGAUUCAAGCUCCAACGCACACGCAUCUCCCGAUAGUUAUAAUCGCCCAACACCUCCUAAAGCCGGUCAGUCAAACUUCCGAUAUAGCGAAUCUGCAUUACUCUCAAGCCACAGAAGUAUCAGCGAUGAUGAUACUCUUAUUACCGAUCCCCAUAGUUCAUCUCGUCAACGAGCAACCUACAAGCCAACAAAGUCGUCGCAAUUACGUUUUGGAACAGUCGGAGAACAUCAAUAUGAUGAAGAGACACUUGAUCAUCUCGUAGGAAAUUCAGAAACCGGCAGAGUUUAUACUCACAAACCUCGUGGAGGUCGUCGAUCAGAUGCUUCGAUUUCACUAUCACUCUCUGAUGCUGCCGCCGCUGCUGAUAAUGAACGCUCAUCUGGUACUUCUGAUGAUUCUGAUGAGACUUUUUCUCGUGUUAGACAUCCACAACCGAAUCGACCUUUCAAUUAUCCUACCCGAACUCCUUCUCCAGAAAUCUUGACUCCCGCAUUUCCAUCAUUCUCUCACCAACCAACAACUAAAGGCAAGGGUCAAUAUUCCUCAAUUCCUCUUUUCCCUGAGGAUGAUGAAAUGGACCCAUUUGCAUCGCAUCAUCUACGCAGUAUGGACAGAGCACAUGGAUCUAAUCUUCAAGCGGUUGAAGAUCAACGAUAUACUGAAAGCACCAUCGAGUCUAAAGUCCCACUUCUUAAGAGUCGCUCUCCAUCUUCGCAAUUCAUACCUGGAGAACUUCAUCAAAAUAAGGCAAUCAGGAGAGUCAAUUCUGGUUUUGAGAUUUUACCUGCAGGCACAUUCGGUACUCAGCCGCCUAUGCACAUCAAAGGAAAAGGUGUAAACCGUCACGAGAGUUGGAAUGUCAAUAACCCUGAUUCAUUAGCACCACUACACCCAAACAAGCUACAGAAAAAGACAAGAUUUUCCGUGGUUUGA